GAUUGCAUAAAAUCAGGAACUUUCUAAACUGACGCCUAUAGAUCAGCAAAAUGAUUUUAUGAAAUGUAUAACGCCAUAUCGUAUCUUCUUCUCUGAAGAUUUAUACAUCUCCUCCCUUUUCAUAAGCCGAAGCUCCUCACUAAACCCUAGGACCUCACUGAUGCCCCCUAUCUCGAUCCUGAAAUCAUUUAUCAUCUGACAUUUCACUUGUGCCUCUUUCUCUUCUUGAUACUCUAUAGAUGAAGAUCCUCUGAAAUCUAUGUGCUUCAAACCUAAGCGGAGAGCAUCAGAGCAUCCAUGGAUUAGAGAAGAUGGAGGAGCAUCAGACAAGUCAAUCAACAGUCAACGGUCAUUGCUGGAAAUAUCAGCUUGUGAAAUCCAAGGGCUAAAAUCGAUGUUUAUGAACAUGGACGGGAAAAAAGUGGCACAAUCACAUGAAAUUAAAACUGGAUUGGCUAGACACGGGCCGAUGUGCAUGGAAAUGGAUGAAUGGAGUUCAUCACAACAACAAUCAUUAUACACCAACUAUAUUGUGAAGAAGAUUUGUACAAAGCAUUUUAGCAUUUUGAUACAUAUGGAAGUGGAUGAAGUGGCGGCAAAAGAGACCACGAUGAAUAUCCAGAUUCACUAUUCAGACUUCCAUGAACCGAAACUAGCAGGAAGAGUGGUGCUGGAUUCGGGGCUAAUUUUCCUGCGAGGGUAUGGCUUCUAAUUUCAGUAAAGUGUUGGACUUGGAGAAAUG
Lactuca virosa is the source of this 742-nucleotide messenger RNA. The record is from the annotation of a GenBank genome assembly. Lineage: Eukaryota; Viridiplantae; Streptophyta; Magnoliopsida; Asterales; Asteraceae.